Messenger RNA from Marasmius oreades (fairy-ring Marasmius), 2007 nucleotides. RefSeq lists its product as uncharacterized. NCBI's taxonomy places the organism in Eukaryota, Fungi, Basidiomycota, Agaricomycetes, Agaricales, Marasmiaceae. The record is from RefSeq and is a predicted model, not a curated record. The transcript is spliced from 10 exons. Gene Ontology annotation, molecular function: flavin adenine dinucleotide binding; oxidoreductase activity, acting on CH-OH group of donors. The coding region runs from base 1 to 1836 and encodes 611 amino acids.
AUGAUUCCCUCACCAAUAACCCUCAUCCUCUUUGCAUCAUCAUGUCUAGGGGCUAUGUUCACACAUUCAGGCGAUCUCCCGAAGAGGGAGUAUGACUUCGUCGUCGUCGCUGGUGCGGCAGGAGCAGUGAUUGCCAGUCGUCUCACGGAAAAUUCUAGAAUUUCUGUCCUUCUCCUUGAGGCGGGUGGAUCUAACGAGAACGUCCUUGACUCCAUGGUACCUGCUUUCGCGGGCCUGAUGGCACCGGGAACGAUUUGGGACUGGAACUUCACAUCUACACCUCAGACUGCAAUAAACAAUCGGAGUGUUGCCGCCGCUCGUGGCUUUAUGCUCGGUGGAAGCACAUCCAUUAACUUCAUGGUGUACACACGGGGCAGUGCCGAAGACUUUGAUCGAUAUGCCGAAAUCACCGGCGACAAGGGUUGGUCUUGGGACCGCCUUCAGCCGUAUAUUCGGAAGGUUCGUACGGCUUCGGCCGGCGCGCGACUUGCACUGAACUUUAGUUCUGUUCCUCAGAAUGAACGUUUUCUCUCGCCGCCUCGCGACCAGCAUAUCGAACCAGCACCUCAGUUCAAUCCUCGAGUGCAUAGCUUCAAUGGCAUCAACACCGUCUCAUUAGAGGGCUUCCCCAAAGAUAUCAACGGAAGGGUGAUUCAGACCGUUCGCGACUUCCAUUCGGAUUUUCCUUUCAAUCUGGAUAUGAAUUCAGGAAACCACCUUGGCGUUGGCUGGGUACAAGCUACCGUCAACAAGGGAGUUAGAAGCAGUUCUGCAAUUUCCUACCUGGCUCCGAGCAUCAUGAAACGAUCAAAUUUACAUGUUUUACUGAAUGCCCGAGUUACCCGAGCAAACGGAAAACCUAGCAAGGGGGGGAAACUGACUUUUAAUUCGGUGCAAUACACGGAAAAUGGCGGAAAGACUUCACAAACUGUUUCUGCUAAUAAGGAGAUCAUUCUCUGUGCAGGAGCAAUGAUGACGCCCCAUAUACUCCUACACUCUGGAAUUGGCGAUUCCCCAACCCUCAAAGCACUGGGCAUCCCACCUGUCCACCAUCUACCAUCUGUCGGUCAAAAUUUUUCGGAUCAGCCCUCCCUUCGAAAUCAGUGGCUAGUCAACUCAACAGAUACCCAAGAAACGAUUGCUCAAAAUGCCACAUUCACCACUGAGCAAUUGGACAGGUGGCGGAGGACAAAAACAGGUCCUCUUGUCGAUCCACCCAACUCCUUUUUAGGAUGGCUUCGGCUUCCAGACAAAGCGGCCAUCUUUCAACGGUUUCGAGAUCCUACUCCUGGUCCCCGCACUGCUCAUUUUGAAUUCAUAAUUGCUAACGGCUUGCUCUCGCGUUCCACACCAGCGACAGGGAAUUUCUUGCGCUUUGGUACAGCGGUCGUACAGCCAAUUUCAAGGGGCUCGGUCAGCAUAAAGUCCACGAACCCUCUCGACCCUCCGGUUAUCGACUACAGGUUGCUCACCUCCGAGUAUGACGUGGUCGUUCUCAGGGAAGCGUUCCGACGGUCGAACCAGUUUCUUUCACACCCGGUUUGGAAGGACUAUCUUCUCAAACCCCCGACAAAUGCAACUACUGACGAGGAAAUUGACCUCUAUAUUAGAGCAAACGCUGGGCCAAUGAAUCACCCUGUUGGGUCUUGCUCGAUGAGCUCAAGGAGUGCAAAGUACGGUGUUGUUGAUCCUGAUUUGAAGGUUAAGGGAGUGGAUGGACUCCGAAUAGUGGAUGCUUCUAUAUUCCCUGUGACACCAACUGCUCAUACGCAAGCACCGGUAUAUAUCAUUGCCGAAAGGGCUGCAGACCUGAUCAAGGCGACAUGGUGGCACUGAUUUUCGAUUCCCUCGCCACCUGUCCGGUCCUUGUGGAUAUCGUGCUACAGCAUAUAGGUGUUAACUUCAACUUCCGAUUUCUUUCUUCCCCAACGGGCACCGUUGGGAUACAGUAAAACAGGAUGUAGGCGACGUAACUGUAACCUUCGAUUGGGGUUUGAUCGAGCCAAU